Messenger RNA from Osmerus eperlanus (European smelt), 3318 nucleotides. RefSeq names its product transcription factor Sox-10-like. Bases 377 to 1891 code for a protein of 504 amino acids. NCBI's taxonomy places the organism in Eukaryota, Metazoa, Chordata, Actinopteri, Osmeriformes, Osmeridae. The record is from RefSeq and is a predicted model, not a curated record. Gene Ontology annotation, molecular function: RNA polymerase II cis-regulatory region sequence-specific DNA binding; DNA-binding transcription factor activity, RNA polymerase II-specific. Gene Ontology annotation, biological process: neural crest cell migration; enteric nervous system development; negative regulation of transcription by RNA polymerase II. Gene Ontology annotation, cellular component: nucleus. The transcript is spliced from 4 exons.
CAACGGCGCUCUUUAAGCUCCGGCGCACGAUACAGAGCAGCCAUUCAUCGCAGGGCAAACUGAACGAGGGGGCAGGGGACGGAGCACGAGCGUCACACAGUUCUACAGUGGAGCGCACGAACUCCCGUAUUGAAAGAGCGAGUUCUGAAACUGCACAUAGGUGUGCGCAAUAUCCCGAUUGAGGGGAAAGGGGCGCGCAAAGGGAAGGAUUUUGACGAAUUUUACGCACGGCUCUGAGUAUGCCUUGGACAGUUACGCACGCAACGCAUUGCAUGUGAAAAGCAAGAAUCAGGUUCGACACAAAUCCGCUUAAAGUUCUGACAGCUUCAAAUUUUGAAACUUUAUUUUACACGGAACUGUUGUUUGAUAAAAGAAAAUGUCCGGAGAGGAUCACAGCUUGUCCGAGGCGGAGUUGAGUCCCGGGGUCUCCGAUGAUGGCCAAUCGCUAUCACCGGCGCAUUCCGGGGCAAACGGUGGUCGGGACUCGCCGCUCAACGGCCAGUCACAGCAGCUGACCGGGCUUUGUGGCGCGGAAGGGGGGGAAGACGGUGGAUUAGUUGCCAAGACAGAACAAGAGGAUGGCCGUUUUCCCAUUGGCAUUCGCGAAGCUGUCAGCCAGGUGCUCGACGGAUAUGAUUGGACGCUCGUGCCCAUGCCCGUGCGCGUAAAUAACGGGAGCAAGAGCAAGCCGCACGUGAAGAGACCCAUGAAUGCCUUCAUGGUAUGGGCGCAGGCAGCGCGCCGGAAACUGGCGGACCAAUACCCUCACCUCCACAACGCGGAACUCAGCAAAACUCUGGGGAAAUUGUGGAGGCUCCUGAACGAGAGCGACAAGAGGCCUUUCAUCGAGGAGGCGGAGCGCCUGAGGAAGCAGCACAAGAAGGACUACCCAGAGUACAAGUACCAGCCCCGGCGCCGCAAGAACGGCAAGCUGGGGGCCACCUCCGAGACCGACAGCCAAGGGGAGGGUGAAGGCGGCCACGCCCCGGCCCACUACAAGGCGCUGCACCUGGAGCACGGCGGCCACAACGGAGGGGGCGCCGGGUCGCCUCUGGCGGACCUUCAUCAUCACCAUCAUCAUCACCACCAUUCUGCAGGUCAAGGUCACAGCCCUCCCACACCCCCCACCACCCCAAAGACGGAGCUGCAGUCUGGGAAGAUGGGCGAGGGGAAGAGGGAGGGCGGAGGAGGGUCAGCGGGUUCCCGCGGAGCCCUGGGGGUGGGGGUGGUGGUGGGGGUGGAGGGCGGCACCGGCUCUUCCUCAGCAGGGGGUAAACCCCACAUCGACUUUGGCGCCGUGGACAUCGGCGAGAUCAGCCACGAGGUGAUGUCCAACAUCGAGCCCUUCGACGUCAACGAGUUCGACCAGUACCUCCCCCCCAACGGGCAUCCCGGAGUCGGCCAGGGCGCCGCCGCCCCCGGUUCCUCCGCCACGUCGUACGCGUACGCCCUCGCCGCCGCCAGCGGACACUCGGCGGCCUGGCUGUCCAAGCAGCAGCAGGCCUCGCCCUCCCCCACGUCCUCCGCCUCCUCCUCCGACCCCUCCAAGGCCCAGAUCAAGAGCGAGUCCGCGAGCCACUACGGCGACUCCCCCUCGUCGUCCUCGGCGUCGGGGGCCCACGUCACCUACGCCCCCCUCAGCCUACCCCACUACGGCUCGGCCUUCCCCUCGCUGCCCUCCAGGGCCCAGUUUGAGUACGGGGACCACCAGGCGACAGGGGCCUACUACACUCACUCCAGCCAGGCUCCAGGGCUGUACUCGGCCUUCUCCUACAUGGGGCCCACACAGAGGCCCCUGUACACCACCAUAGGAGACCCCUCCAGUGUUGCUCCUUCCCACAGCCCAACACACUGGGAGCAGCCCGUCUACACCACCCUCACGAGACCCUGAGAGAGAAAGACGUAGUGUGUGUUGAUGUGUGUGUAAAUGUGUGUGUGUGUGAAUGUGUGUGUGUGGGUUUGAAACUUUCCUGAACCCUUACCGAAAGUUUGCGCUUUUUAGCCAAUUUAAUGCCAGAUGAACCCAUAGUGGCCUUUUAUACUGUUUAAUAUUUCAACAUAAAAACAUCACCUUUCCUGCCACACAGACUGAGAAUCAAUAGUCGAAAGCCAAUCAUGUGCCAUUUGUGAGUUCAGAUUGGACUGUUUCCUUUGGAGACCUGACAUUCUGCAUAACCAGUAAAAGACCAGAGUUAUCAUGGUUGUCGUUGAAUUGAUAAAAGAUAAUGUGGGGCCUCAAGGAUUGGUACAAUUGGGUUAAACCUGAAGUAAUAUGAUUAUAUUAACCAAACUAAAGGAAAUGUUUGUGAUGUCAUUCAUAGUGUUAUUUUGUAUGAGUAGUUCAUUACUGAUGUUGACAUUUUUUUGCAUAAUUGUUAUCAUUAUGAUACUACAUUUAUCAUGUUGGAAUUUAAUAAUAUACUUAUACAUCUGCACCACUGCUUUGGUAAAAAAAAUUACAUGUGUUUUUUUAUAUAAACGUAGGUAUAUUCUAUUAAGAUAAUGAUAGUAGGAGUUCUAUUUACUUAUUUUAUUGUCGAUGUGUGGCGCCUUCCUUUUCAAGGACUACAGCUAAACAGGUUAUGGGAGAAAAGGAAAAAGAAUAGGGAAAAAUAAUUCAGCUUGCAUACAUAUCUUCUGAACAUCACAUUACCUCAAUAUACACGUGCCAAUAGCACUAAAUUGACUGCAUCCUAUGUCAGUUUAAUCCUCGAACAUGUGGUAGCCUAUUGACAAAGUAAUGAGUAAAUUGCUGUGUGUAUCAUGACAACAAAACGACGUCAACCCAUAAUGAUUCCAGUCACACGUCCUUUUUAUGGGCCUGACAAUGACUUUCCUUUUUUGCUGACGCUAUUUAGGCCUACAUGCAGUAGGCUAAUUACAAAGAAAAUAUAAAAGAUAACUGCAAGCAUAAGUCGCGGUUAUCAUUUUUACAAAAGAAAAAUACAAUUUCUAAGGACAACAAUCACAACUGUUAUGAAACAAACGUAGAAGGCUACGUCAUGCUUUACCUAUCGCACUGCUGAUUCAUUAACCGACGUCAAUCUGUCUAUGCAAUGUAAAUUACGGCUGUAAAACCAUGUGCCUAUUCUUUUAAAUGUGUCAAUUUAUACUGAUCUUAUUACCUUGUAGACUUUAUUUAAGUAAUAAAUGUUUUCUUGUCAUGCUUUCAAUUUCUGGAUUUUUGUUUCUUUUAUUUUGCUAUACAUUCGCUGCGUGUUUGCUUCCUUACAAGAAAGUACAAUUGUCAAAUAUUACUGAUGUCGUCAUCUAUUAAAUCGUUUUAUUUAUAGAAAAUAAAGAAUAGUUGUGAAAUUA